Molecule: messenger RNA, 9287 nt
Organism: Phascolarctos cinereus (koala)
Lineage: Eukaryota; Metazoa; Chordata; Mammalia; Diprotodontia; Phascolarctidae
Gene: HOOK3
Product: hook microtubule tethering protein 3
Biological process (GO): cytoskeleton-dependent intracellular transport; cytoplasmic microtubule organization
Cellular component (GO): centrosome; cytoplasm
Molecular function (GO): dynein light intermediate chain binding; microtubule binding
Source: RefSeq, a predicted model, not a curated record
GGCAGGGGAGGCCGGCAUAGCGGCCCAGACUCUCCGGACACAGGCCGCGGCGGCGGCGGCAGUUUCCGGCUCGGCGGGGAGGGUAGUGCCGCUGCCUGGACCCCAGACUGGAAGAUGUUUAACGUGGAAUCCUUGGAGCGGGUGGAGCUGUGCGAGAGCCUUCUCACCUGGAUCCAGACAUUUAAUGUGGAAGCACCAUGCCAGACUGUGGAAGAUUUAACGAAUGGGGUUGUGAUGGCCCAGGUGCUUCAAAAGAUAGAUCCUGUAUAUUUUGAUGAAAAUUGGCUAAAUAGAAUCAAAACAGAAGUGGGAGAUAAUUGGAGAUUAAAGAUAAGCAAUUUGAAGAAAAUUUUAAAAGGCAUUCUGGAUUACAACCAUGAGAUUUUAGGACAGCAGAUUAAUGAUUUUACACUUCCUGAUGUUAAUCUUAUUGGGGAACACUCAGAUGCUGCAGAGCUUGGAAGGAUGCUUCAACUCAUUUUGGGAUGUGCUGUGAACUGUGAACAGAAACAAGAGUACAUCCAGGCCAUUAUGGUGAUGGAAGAGUCUGUUCAGCAUGUUGUCAUGACGGCCAUUCAAGAGCUGAUGAGCAAGGAAUCUCCAGUUUCUCUUGGAAAUGAUGCCUAUGUUGACCUUGACCGCCAGUUGAAGAAAACUACAGAGGAACUGAAUGAAGCUUUGGCAGCAAAAGAAGAGAUUGCACAGAGGUGCCAUGAAUUAGACAUGCAGGUUGCAGCAUUGCAGGAAGAAAAAAGUAGUUUACUUGCAGAAAAUCAGAUAUUAAUGGAAAGAUUAAACCAAUCUGAUUCAAUAGAAGAUCCCAACAGUCCAGCUGGCCGAAGACAUCUUCAGCUACAAACUCAAUUAGAGCAGCUCCAAGAGGAAACAUUCAGACUAGAAGCAGCCAAAGAUGAUUAUCGAAUACGCUGUGAAGAACUGGACAAAGAAAUUUCUGAACUCCGGCAACAAAAUGAAGAACUAACCACUUUGGCAGAUGAAGCUCAGGCUUUGAAAGAUGAAAUAGAUGUUCUUAGGCAUUCUUCUGAUAAAGUGGCUAAACUUGAAGGCCAAGUAGAAUCAUAUAAAAAGAAAUUAGAAGAUCUUGGUGAUUUGAGGCGGCAGGUGAAACUCUUAGAGGAGAAGAACACAAUGUACAUGCAGAACACUGUAAGUUUAGAGGAGGAGUUAAGGAAAGCCAACACCGCGCGCAGUCAACUUGAAACGUACAAGAGACAGGUAGUAGAACUACAAAAUAGACUAUCUGAAGAAUCAAAGAAAGCAGAUAAAUUAGAUUUUGAAUAUAAACGGCUAAAAGAAAAAGUGGACAGUCUUCAAAAAGAAAAGGAUAGAUUAAGAACUGAACGGGAUUCUCUUAAAGAAACCAUUGAAGAACUUAGAUGUGUACAGGCCCAAGAAGGGCAGCUCACUACUCAAGGAUUAAUGCCUCUAGGAAGUCAAGAGUCUUCAGACAGUCUGGCAGCAGAGAUUGUUACGCCUGAAAUAAAGGAGAAGCUUAUUCGUCUUCAGCAUGAAAAUAAAAUGUUAAAACUUAAUCAAGAGGGUUCUGAUAAUGAACGUAUUGCAUUAUUGCAGAGCCUGCUCGAUGAUGCAAAUCUACGUAAGAAUGAACUAGAGACAGAAAACAGAUUGGUGAAUCAAAGACUUCUAGAAGUACAGUCACAAGUUGAAGAAUUGCAGAAAUCUUUACAGGAACAAGGCUCAAAAGCAGAAGAUUCAGUUCUUCUGAAAAAGAAACUUGAAGAACAUUUAGAGAAGCUGCAUGAAGCUAAUAAUGAAUUGCAGAAGAAACGAGCCAUUAUUGAAGAUCUGGAACCAAGAUAUAACAACAGCUCAAUAAAAAUUGAAGAAUUACAAGAAGCUUUGAGGAAGAAAGAAGAAGAAAUGAAGCAAAUGGAAGAACGAUAUAAGAAGUACUUGGAAAAGGCCAAAAGUGUUAUUCGUACUUUAGAUCCUACAAAUCAAGGAGCAGCUCCAGAAAUACAGGCUUUGAAAAACCAACUACAAGAACGGGACCGGAUGUUCCAUUCAUUAGAGAAAGAAUAUGAGAAAACGAAGAGUCAAAGAGAGAUGGAAGAAAAAUUUAUUGUUAGUGCCUGGUACAAUAUGGGAAUGACACUGCAUAAAAAGGCAGCUGAAGAUAGACUCGCUAGUACAGGUUCAGGGCAGUCGUUCCUGGCCAGGCAAAGGCAGGCAACAAGCGCAAGAAGGUCUUACCCUGGCCACGUCCAGCCAGCCACAGCAAGGUAGAGAAGCCUGGUGAUUGUGGCCAUUGGAAAAGUAACCGACCUCCCUUCACAGCAGACUUCUGUUGCACGUGACAACAUUUCAGGAAAUUAGCCAGCUUAUUUUCUGUCUUUGUACUGUGUUGAUAUUUAAUUAUUCUGCAUUUCAGACAUUUUUUUCUAUAUCUGUAAUGAGUUAGUUUCUUCUGUUAUUUCUUUUGGAGUCUUUUUUUUCUUCUUUUUAACGUGCCAAAAUUUUUGAGAUAUCCAAUAAAGAAUGUUGUAUGACAUUCUCUUUACUUGUAUAAAAAUGUCACCACUUGCCCAAUGAUGUAGGCUUUGUAAUUAUACUAAAUUUCCUGUCAAUAAUUAACAUAAAAUUUAUAUUUUUCAUUCUUCCUAUAUGUUACCAUGCUUUAUAAGAAUGUCUUUGUUUAAAGGGAAAUAAUCUUUUUAUGAUAUAUUAAUCUGUUUUAAAUUGUUUUCUGAAAGUUCCUCAAAUAACAGGUAUGCUUUACUGCAUAAGAUGAUUAAGAAAUGUACUUUUUGCAAAGACUUGAAUAUAUAAGCAGAGGUGCUAAAAAUUCAAAUCUUAUUGGAAGCACCUGAUUGAACUCUUCUUCAGAGAAAAAUGAAUUUUUCCUUUGCUUUGCAGAAUUUCUUGUUCUCUUACAUUAAGCAUUAAUAGAAAAACAAAAUACCUUUGACAACUGCCCAAAUUUUUUUUCAUUUUUAACACUUUCAUUUGUUUCCUGGUGUAUUGUUUACUGACAGAAGUGAAUGCUUUAUUAGAAGCAAAAUCAAGAAAUAUGUUUUUAUGCUUAUUGCAUCAUGAGUUUAAAUGAAGGCUUUUAUUUAACUCUUAAUUGUAGAGUAUUGCAGUAACAGGUUCAAGCUCUAGCUAUUUGGCUAUUGUUAAUGUUGAUGGUUUCACCUAUCCUCACCAACUAAAAGGUUAUUUUAAUGUAUUUACAAAUAAUCUUCUUUUUAAGCAUUUUCAUUGUUGAAGUUUCCCAUAUUUGUUUUACUGUUUUCCUGAUCAUUUAUUACUUAACCUUUUAUUUAGCACCUUAAGACAGGUGACUGACUUCCUGUGUUUAUAUUCCGCUUUGGUUUCAUCAUUGUAAAGUCUUGUAUAAUUUGUGCAUAUAAAGUGACAACUCAGUUUUUUCAGGCUAAGCAUUUUUCUUAAUACCAUCUGAGUCUACUAGUCUGGGGGUUUAUUAUAUAAUAUCUUCCUUUUAUGGUUUGCCUCAAAGUGCUUACAUUCAUGACAAACAGAUUGUAAGUCAUAAUUACCUACAUAAGGAAUGAUUGUAAAUUAAGUGUUGACUGGAAAGCACUUUGAAUAAGUGUAUGCGGUGCUAUAUAAAUGCUAAAUGUCAUUCAUUUGGAAAUUGUAUGCCUUCAGUCUGGUCUUCCACGUUGAAUUGUUUAAGUUCAGUACCUUAAUUGUGUAAUUUCCUUAUCCCCAUUUUUUUCUUGUAGGAUGGCCCACUUUUAAAGAGCACAAUUUAUAUAAAAUUGGGAUGAUUUUUAAAUGAGUCUCCUAAUAUAAUAACUUCUUUUAAAAGAGGCUAUUCCUUAUUCAUGAAUUGGCCAUGUUUGGUGCCUGAAUUUGGUUAAAUAUAUUAAAUUUGAAUAAGUAUCUUUGUGCCCAGUUUACAUAGAGAUAGAAACAUUAUUUCAGCAAACAUUUAUUAAGCACUUAUGUGCAACAAUUUAUGCUUAUUUUGAAUUUAAUAUAAAAUAAUAAAUUUGAGCUUCCAAACACAAUCCCCCUAUGUGAACUAAUUAACAAAGUUUGAAAAAUACUUUUAUAAUUUUAUUGUCAAGAUUGAAAUUUAAUUUGGAUUUUCAAAAACUGUAUUCAGAAUUUUUAUUUCAGUAGUUUACUUUUUUGAUAUACAGUACACUUGCAAAUAUUAAACAGCAAAAAAAAGAAUCUUUUUGAACUCCAGAGGAAAGGAACAAUUAGGUAUUAAAAUGUAUACAAAAAUGACUCAAAAGAAGCCCUGAUUUUGUUAUUGGUCUUAUAACAUUUGCCCUGUAAGCUUAAAAGUAAAGUUGUAUUCUGUAGUAUGAAAAUUAUUGACAGCGCUAAUCACACCUUUUCUGCCAGCUGUCACCUGAGCAUCUAAAUUUGCAAUUAGAUCACAUCAGCAUGAAAACAGAGGUUAUGAGAGUAGCCAUGCAGUACCAUAAUGUGCACUGAGGAAUUCCUGGAGGUCCAUUGAUUCAGGCUGCUUAAAUUAAAAUGCAUGAUAUUUUUAUGGGAGUAGGAUUUGACAGGGAUUUUUUUUUUGGUUGCAUCUUACUCCUGUAUCUUAACACAGAAUUGGAAACUGAAACUGCUUUUGCUUAGCAAGUCUAGUUAACAAAAGUAAAAGGAAAGGAGGAUCCUGUGAGUUAUUUAAUGAAAUUAUGAGUAGUUUCGAAUAGCAGGGUAAGGUUUUAAUUGUAGUUUGCUGUUAUUUUUAUGCAACUGCUGUCAGCCCCAGGGAUACAUUUCUAAAUUGGGUUAAGAAGAUGCCAAACUUUAUAGCAGGAGGAUUUGUUUCUAAUGUUUCCUUGGCAUCUUUUGCAUGCUGUUGUCUUUGUGUUUACAUUUGUAAUGCUGGCCUUCUUUUGAAUUGUUUCCAUUUAGAAUGUUGUGUCUUGAUACACAGAAGAAAUUGUAAAAAUUCUAUUUUUUCAUAACCUUUAUAAGAAACAGGAUCUAAAUAUGUUAUAUAGUAUGUGUGACUGAAGGCCAAGAGUAACAUUUUUAACUUUUCACUCUCAACUUUCUUGUUCCUAACCCCGAGUGUGGUGAGAAUCUUUGUACAUCUCCUCCUCUAUAAAAUAAUGGCUAAUAAUAACAUCUCAGGAUUGUGAUGUUUAGUUAGUGAAGUACAAGGAAUUUUGAAGAAGUUAAUAACUGUAUACACUUAUAAAUACUAUUACAUGUGACUUUUUUUCCAUGUUUCAGAAACUUCUUAUGUACAUUGUCUACCUGAAGUUAUAAUUUGUUUCUGUGGAACUGAUUAUGGUAUGAAUAAAAACACAGUAUUAUUCUAUGUGGUUGGGGUGAGCUAUUAGUAUAAGUAUGUGGAAUUGAUAAGAAUAGGUGUCUUUUUAUGCAAAGGACUGUUUUCAUUCUGAGGAGAAGAAUAAGAUGAAAAAUAACAAAAGGUGAAAGCAUAGCAUCUGAAUGGCAUUGAAGUAUCACAGUGUAGACUGUCCCCUAGAGGAUUUUAUCCUUGCUAUCAAAUUACCCAGGUUUCUAGAUUAGAAAUGAUCUAGAACUCAAUAACAUCUGCUCACACCCUCCACUUCAGAAAUGGAUUAUUUCUUAUUUCCCUAGGGCCUAAGAUACUGAUUGAUAUUCUUUCUUAAUUAAUUUUUAUUUCAUUUGAGGGUAAGACAUGUUCUACUGAUGAAUUACUACAUUAAUUUUUAAAAUAGCUUUUUGGCUAAAUCUCAGUAAUCUAUUAAGAUUAGGUGUCACCUUGAAAAGCUAUUGAUGUACAGAAGGUACUUACACAUUUAACCCUUCCAAGACAACUCAUUAGUCAAAAGUCAGAAAGAAAAACUGGAUCUGGAGUCAGGGGUCCUGGAUUCAAAUCCUGCCUCUGUUGCUUAAUAGCUGUGUGGAUCCCAUACUUAUAUAUCACUAUAUCCUGGGCCUUAGUUCUUUCAUCAGUUCUAAAGUCUCUUCCAGUCCUAAAUUUAUGAUCCUGUUACCUAGAUAAUAAUGCCAUUCUUACCAUCUAUUAAUCUUUAGAAUGUGAAACCUACUCUGGAACAGAAAUCUUAUUUUACAAAUAUACAGAUCCUAGGCCUUAGGAACAUAAAAAGUCUUUUCCUCCCUCUCACAUUCAAUUGCUAUGUUUGAAAUUUAUCUGAAACUGAGUCAAAAACCAGCUACUAGAAAUGAAUGAACUAGUUUUACAGCUGGGUAGAGAAUAUAUUUAUUAUAAAACUGUGAGAAAGAUACCAGAUAUUCCAGGCUUUGGGACACAUUAUAAGGGGAUCUUUCUUUAGAGACUGCCAUCAUAAAAGAUGGCACAGUAUACUUGUUAAAAGUAAAGAGAGCUUGACAUAAAUUUAAGAGACUGUAUUAAACUAAAGGAAAAAUGAGAAAGCAAAACCCUUAGCAUACUUUUUGUGUACUUUCUGUGUUUUUCUUCAUGAAAACAUUAGCAAGCCAAUUUUAAGUUGAGAGGAGAAACAGAAUUUACCUUAGGAGAAUAUGACAUUUCUGGGCUUUCCAUCCAAUCAAAAUAAUCUGAUUUCUUGCUCAGUCUCUUCAGCUUACCAAAAUGGCAGCUUACUUCAUGUUGGUUCCUCUUCCUUUUAUUAUAUAUAUAAAAUUGGGCUUUGAGAGUCAUUCUUUGUAAUGAUAGUGAUUAGACGAUUUUACAUUAUGUUUGGAGGAAAAUAUUCUAAAUGUGAUUCUAAGUUUUGACUUUCUGUAAAGCAUUUAAACAAUAGUGUACAUUAUUUUUAUUGAAAAUUUUCAUCCAAUAUCAAUGGCGAAAUAUUCUGUUGAAGAGGAAAAAAAAUCCUUAGCCUCUUAUGUUUUGUAACGAAUUGGUUUUUGAACUUUCCCAAUACCGCAAAAAAGAUAAAAAUUAAAUACUAUGUUAAGACAGAAUAAAAGUGACCUUUUUGGGGAGGCAAACUGUUAGUAUGGUACAAGUAUGAUAGCUUCAGGUUGUUGUUUUUUCUAAUGGCUGCAUGUGUCCUGGGAAAUUAUAUAAUCAUUAUUGAUCCCUCUUUUCCCACUCCUAAAACUGUUUGUUCAUCCAGUGUUCAUGCAGUGUUACCUUUGUGGAUAUGAAUACUUGUAAAAUUGUUGCAUGACACUGUCUUAAAAUAGAGAACUACAUGGUUUUCUUGUGUUACAAGAAGAUAAAUUAAAAGUAUCAUUCGCUUCUCCAAGAAGCGAAGGCCAAGCAGGACUUGGCAGUUGUAUGAAUUUUGGAAAUGAUGAGAGCCAGAAAUCCUACCUAACAACACUAGUCAAGUGUAAUUUGAGGCCACUUUUCUAUAUCUAUAACUGGGAGAACAUGAUAUCAGGGACAAAAUGUAGGAGAGAGCAACUUAUUUGGAUAAAAAAUAAGUAAUGUCCAAUAACGAGAAAGAAUGAGAUUUAUGCAAAUUAUGCUUAGACACAUUCCUAAAGGUAACAGUUCAGUAAAAACUUGUGCUUUUAUUGCACGUGGGAAUUAGCUCUGUUAACAUUUUCAUGUGCUGUUCCUAUCAUUAUUAUUACUUAGAGAAACAAAUAUUUAACCUUGUUAAUAAACCUUUAGACAUAAGCACUGUUUAUGAAUUUUCAAAUUGUUCAUUUUUAUUAUGGAUACUGGCCAAAGAGAUUAUGUAUGCAUUAAUCAUGUCUUUUGGUGAGCAAUUUGAAGGCAUGUUCUCUAUAAUUAUUUGGAUUGAUAAUACUCUUCUAAAAUAAUUUCUAAGGCUCUCCUUAGUUUAUUACAGUCUGUAGUAUGGUGAGAAUGAUUUGAUGAUUGAAAAUCAUGACCAGAUUGGUUCUCAAGUUUCCUGUUCCUGCCACUUCCUUCUUCCAGUUUUCAAAAGGACUUCCAGAUAACUAUAGGUUUCCACAGGGCAACAACUUUAGGAGCACCUUAAAAGUAAAUACAGUCAUUUAGUUUGUCUGUUCUGUCAUUUCCAAACCCUACCCCAGCACUGCUCUAGGUGUUAGAGUUCUGAGAAUUAAAAUGAGUCAGCUUAAUAAUAUUGGAAAACCUCUAGCCUGUCUACCUAUUUAGGAGAAGAAUAAAACUAGUCAGGUAAUAGUCCCAUGGUGAGAAGAAUGUUGUCUAUCACAGCAGUGGAAGAGGAGAGGAAAUAAAAGGAUAGGCAAAUGGAGUGAUUUUUUAAAAAUAUAUAAACGCACACAUGCAUAUCCUGUUUCUUUAGAUCAGGAGUGGUCUUUCUGAGCUCUAAAAACUGGUGAUGACAGUUGAUGACUUAAAAUUAGGAGGAGGUGCUAAUAUAGAAAUGCAAAGGGUGCGUUGGGAGGAAUAGUCUUUAUAGUAUAUUUGUCAUGUGCUGUGACGCAUUGUAUAUACACUCUCAACAUGUAAUUUAUAUAGGCACUCAUAAUAGUACAAGUUAGUGUGUCUUUAAUGUUUUACCUACUGCUACUAAUAAUCAUUUAUGUAUUAUUUAUACUUUUCUUCAACACUCAAUGCACUUUACAAAUACAUUAUUAAUUCCCCCUGUAUUUCAUGCCAUGUAUUUCUCCCCAUGUAUUCUUUCUGUCUUUUCCAUGAGAAUGAUCUAGAAGGAUGGCCCAAAAUAGAUGGGCAUUUUACCUAUUCCUAAAUUGCUGAAAUUCUAAGCCUAGAACCAAAACAUCUUUCUUUUCAGCCCAGUUAGACAUAAUGGCAAUUAGCUGGCUUUUUUAUAGAGCACAUUAAUUUAGCAAAAGUGUUAGAUUAAGUCUUUUUUAAACUUUGGGCCUAGUAGCCAUGUGUUUUUCUGAUGCUAUAAUCAUAUAGCUCAGUCAUCCACUUGUUUGCCUGCUUUGAAUAGUUGGAUGAUCAAGCUUUGCAUUUGCCGAUCUGUAUCAAGUUAACUUUGAGAGGAAUCCUUCUUGAAACAGGAAUCUUGCAGAGUAAAAGAAAUUAUUGUUUGAACCUUAGAAUUAUCUUUUAUGCCCCCUGGAAUUUAAGAUAUAUUCCUUUAAACUUCCACCUUCCAAAAACACAACAAUUUAUAAGGGUCUCUUUUCUUCCUAAAUUCAUAGUUUUUUCUCCACCAAGGAAAAGUACUUACCAAGAGUCAAACUCGGUAUCCAUGGAGUUGAUGAUUUUAGAACUUUCUUCAUAGACUUCUAACACAAGGAGGUUUUCUUAACUUCUCUGUGUCUUCCUCACAAAAUGAAAAGAGCUUACUUUGCCCCGAAUAGACUUCUGUGUCAUCACAAAUACCCAAACAUAAGAGGGGAAACAAAGUUUGAGGAGCUAUGGUCUUUUUAGGGUAUUCUCAUCCUGGAAUCCUCAAAGUAUGUGCUAUUGAUGGUGAACCUGGCAA